Messenger RNA from Cuscuta epithymum, 2156 nucleotides. NCBI's taxonomy places the organism in Eukaryota, Viridiplantae, Streptophyta, Magnoliopsida, Solanales, Convolvulaceae. The record is from the annotation of a GenBank genome assembly.
AUAGAUGCAUUCUCCCCAAAUUGAGAUAAUUUGCCAAAUAAGGAAAUGAGGAGUUCAUUUUGGGUCAUCCAAAUAAGGAAAGUGAGAACUUAUUUCCGGGACGGAGGGAGUGAUUAAAGUAGAAGCAAAAGUCAAGCAAUACAUUGAUCCACUUCUAUGAGUGUAGGGAUUCCUGCCAAAGACUCCGACACCGGACCGGUAAGAUUAUUAUCACGGACGAUGAAUUCCGUCAUUGACUUGAGGCUGGACACCUCGGGUAUUUCCCUGGAAAAUUUGUUCCGGUGGAGGUAGAGUUGUGUAAUGUGGCUCAAGUUCUGUAUACCGGAGAUGCUGCCGGACAAACCUGAGCCGGCGGUCCCGGUUUGGUUACUCAGCCACAAAGUCUCCAAACGUUGGGGCAGGCCAGAAAACGGCCGGGAACGUGAGACUACGAUUCAACUCCAUCAAGGUCGGUCUGAUCCAGACCCUCCGUCCUAACUGUUGACAUGAAGAAAUAAAUAGCAGCAAGUGUAAGGAGUGUGAGGUGAAACAAUAUGAGGAAGUGGAAGCAAGUAGAUCCAGAUUAAGCAAGGAAGAGCUGUUUACUACUUGCCUAAGACAAUGUUACCGUUUGGGAACUUGUUCACAUGUGGAGACAGAGCUGCAAGUGGUGUGGACCAUUGGGACAUGUCCUUCUCUCUCUGAUCCAAGACAGCUGGGACAGUUUGGACUCUAUUGCAUUUGUUUAAUCAUAUUCUGGGUUCUUUACUUGUUUAAUAUUUCCCUAGGGUAUUUGUUUAGUCUAUUUAUGUAUUGGUUCAGCAUGAUGAAAUUCUAAGGGGAUUGAGUUCCUCAUUUCUACUCUCUCUCUCUCUCUCUCCCAUUCUCCAUGUUUCUCACUUAAUCUCUCUUUUGUUCACACAAAAUUUCAUGGUAUCAGAGCAAAAAAUUGCUCAUGAAACCUAAUUCUCUAACCUUUUUUUUCUUACAUUCUCUCUAAAAUUCCGCAAGCUACUCUGAUUUACUUUUUCAAAAUUUCUUUCUCACACUGUUUUUAAGCUGUUCUUGAUGGAUCUGGCAGGAAACUCAAAAAUGGUAGUGAUUCCAACUACUCUUAAGGGAGCUAACUAUCUACUGUGGGCAAGGCUUGCUAAAACAGCUCUUGAAGGCAGAGGACUCUGGGAAAUUGUUGAAGAAGGAAGGAACCCAACAAAGAAGACCUUCCAAGGAGAGGAUGACAAAGAAAUGGUGGUAGCUAAUGGUGGUGAUAAGAAGAAAGGACAGGAGGACCUCAUGGUGUUGACCAUUCUCCAGCACAGUCUUGAAGCCUCUAUCCAGGAAGCUUACUCCUACUGUGAAACUUCCAAGGAGCUGUGGGAUACACUUCAUAAAGUGUAUGGAAACAAGUCUAACAUCAGUAGAGUGUUUGAAGUCAAGAAAACUAUCAACACUCUUAGUCAAGAGGACACAGAUUUUGAUAGACACUUUGGGAAGUUCAGAUCUGUAACACCCCGGCCCCGAGGUAGUUACUCCGGACCAAUAGUACUGUCCUCACAAACCACCACGAGCCUUUACCGCGCACUUUGUCCUCACUCAUGCGCGCCCUGAGAAACUUCCCAGGGGGUCACCCAUCCCAAGACUACUCCCGAGCAAGCACGCUUAACUUUGGAGUUCUUAGGUAAUGAGCUUCCUUAAAAGGAGAUGCACCUCUGUUGGUAUGAGUAGUAUUAUUAAUCCGUUUAUAUUAAAUCUCAAGUGUUACAAUCACCCCCACUUAGGAACGCAACGUCCUCGUUGCGCCCAUAAACCAAUCUCAAAUCUCAAUCAAAUCCCAGAAUCUUCCCCCACUAAGUGCCCGCCCGAUAUCCAACGGGUCAACACACUGUCGCAGGGUUGCUCUGAUACCACCUGUAACACCCCGGCCCCGUAGGCCCCGAGGUAGUUACUCCGGACCAAUAGUACUGUCCUCACAAACCACCACGAGCCUUUACCGCGCACUUUGUCCUCACUCAUGCGCGCCCUGAGAAACUUCCCAGGGGGUCACCCAUCCCAAGACUACUCCCGAGCAAGCACGCUUAACUUUGGAGUUCUUAGGUAAUGAGCUUCCUUAAAAGGAGAUGCACCUCUGUUGGUAUGAGUAGUAUUAUUAAUCCGUUUAUAUUAAAUCUCAAGUGUUA